AUGUCCUCUCCUUCCCUCCCCAUGCCUUCUCUCCCCCCAAGCCCUCUGGCCAUGGAGUAUCUAAACGACUUUGACCUUCUCAAGUUUGAGGUCAAAUCUGACACACCUCCGCUCCCUCCUCCAUGUGCGUACCCUAAAUCUGGUAUCACCCACGACCCCUCCAGCUCUCCAUACACCAGCCACCCACCGCAGGACUCCAGCUUGAGCUCCAGCCCUUACAACUCACUGCCACCUUCGCCCACAUUCAGCGAUGCCCACCCACCCCCUUCGGGCUCUUCUUCCCUCUCUUCAUCAUCCUCCUCCAUCUCCUUUCCCCUCUCCAUACCCAACAGUCUCACUUCCAGCAUCAGCUCCGGCUCUCAGGGGAACGUGGAAGGCAGCCCAGCCCACGGCGGCCCUCAAGGUCCGACCCCAGCCUCUCUGGAGGACCUGAUCUGGCUGGCGGCACUGCAGCAACAGUUUGGAGGUGAGGUGACGGGGCCUGCCACUUUGCUGGGAGCCUUGGGAGGGGUGCCAGAGAGAGGGGACCGAGAGAGAGGGCAGGUGAAUGGCUUCCUGGGGUGUGAGGAUGCUGUGGAGGCUCUACUGAACUCAGCUGCAGCAGCUGUUAGCUCACAGUUCCCAGGUCUUUCUCAGAGUUCAAGCAGCAACCUGGGAGACUCAAGCAGCGACAGCGGAGGUGACAUCUCCUGCGCCAAAGCAGCAGACAUGUGCCAUCGCCCACUCGUCUUCCUCUCAUCAGGCCCUCCCUCCCUCUCCAACACUAACCCUGCUUCUGCUCCAUACCCCCAACCCCUCAGCCCCCAGGGCCGCCUUCAUCACCACCAGCAUCACCAUCAUCAGCAUCACCCGCACCACCCCAUGCAUGGCAACCAUCACCAUCAUCACCACCCACAAACCAAUCAGUGCGGGGUGAACGAGCGUUUCUCUGAUGAGCAGCUGGUGAGCUUGUCAGUGCGCGAGCUGAACCGACACCUGCGUGGAGUGAGCAAGGACGAGGUGGUGCGCUUGAAACAGAAACGCCGCACGCUAAAGAACCGAGGCUAUGCCCAGUCCUGCCGCUACAAGCGCUUACAGCACAGGCACGCUCUGGAGUCUGAGAAACAUUUGCUUACCCAGCAGUUGGAACAGCUACAGUGUGAGCUGACUCGAGUGCUGAGGGAGAGAGACGCCUACAAGGCUCGCUAUGAGAAGUUGCUCAGCACAAACCACGGUACCAGUGGCGACGCCCAGCCGACCCACACCAGCAACCCACCUUCCCCGCCCCCUGACUACUUCCUCUGAGUUUAAUCCACAGGGGUGCACAAAGAAA
Molecule: messenger RNA, 1312 nt
Organism: Oreochromis aureus
Lineage: Eukaryota; Metazoa; Chordata; Actinopteri; Cichliformes; Cichlidae
Gene: nrl
Product: neural retina leucine zipper
Exons: 4
Coding region: 1-1284 (427 amino acids)
Biological process (GO): regulation of transcription by RNA polymerase II
Cellular component (GO): nucleus
Molecular function (GO): RNA polymerase II cis-regulatory region sequence-specific DNA binding; DNA-binding transcription factor activity, RNA polymerase II-specific
Source: RefSeq, a predicted model, not a curated record